This is a messenger RNA of Populus trichocarpa (black cottonwood), 1919 nucleotides long. Its product is annotated as cytochrome P450 734A1. Gene Ontology annotation, molecular function: monooxygenase activity; oxidoreductase activity, acting on paired donors, with incorporation or reduction of molecular oxygen; iron ion binding. The coding region runs from base 55 to 1701 and encodes 548 amino acids. The record is from RefSeq and is a predicted model, not a curated record. Lineage: Eukaryota; Viridiplantae; Streptophyta; Magnoliopsida; Malpighiales; Salicaceae. The transcript is spliced from 4 exons.
UUGUUGUAGUGCACCUGAGGCCCUAUCCUUGCCUUUCUUCCUACAAAAUAAACAAUGAGAGGGAGGAGCCGAGCAAUUCCUGAAUCUCGUGUUUACUUAUUUAUACACGGCUGGAUCACCGAGCGAUCACCUCCGUCCCUAAACAGCACCGCCUUCUCUCUAACACGCACAGAUUUGACAAUGCAGAUUCUUUUUCUUCUGCUUGUGUCGCUGCUACUCGCCUGCAUCUUGAAAUUUAUACACUCGGUGAUGUGGGUUCCAUGGCGAAUCCAGGUCCAUUUCAGAAGGCAAGGCAUAAAUGGCCCUAGCUACCGUCUACUCUUAGGGAACGCGCCUGAGUUUGGUCGUCUAUUUAGCGAAGCACGGUCAAAGCCAAUGCCUUUUAACCACGAUGUGGUGCCUCGAGUGGCCCCAUUUUACCAUGAGUGGUCGCGCAAGUACGGGAAGACGUUCCUCUAUUGGUUCGGAACCAAGCCCACGUUGGCUAUAUCAGACCCUGAUAUGAUUAAAGAGGUUCUUAUGAACACGGGUGAUGGGUCGUUUGAGAAAGCACGAAAUAACCCCCUGGCUAAGCUGCUCUUUGGACAGGGACUUAUUGGGCUCAACGGUGAUGAGUGGGCUCAUCAUAGGAGGAUCGCAAAUCAGGCUUUCAUGAUCGAGCGAGUUAAGUGUUGGGUACCAGGAAUUGUUGCAAGCACAGAGAAUAUGCUAACCAAAUGGGAGGAAAUAAGAGGAGGGAGAGAUGAAUUUGAGAUGGAUGUGAUGGAUGAUCUUCAGGACCUGUCAGCAGACGUUAUAUCCAAGACGGCUUUUGGGAGCAACUAUGAAGAAGGGCGGCGUGUAUUUGGGUUGCAGGAACAACAAAAGUACCUUGCCUUCCAGGCUUUAGGAAAUGCGUAUAUUCCAGGGUUCAGGUUUUUGCCCACCAAGAAGAACAGAGAGAGGUGGAGAAUAGAGAAGGAAACUCGUGAAGCAAUAAAGAACCUGAUCAAGACCAAUAACAGAGUUAAAGAAAAUUCAAAAAAUCUACUUCGUUUACUUAUGUCUUCGUAUAAAAACGGAGAUGGAAGGGAAGAUCAGACAUUAGGGGUUGAGGAUGUUGUAGACGAAUGCAAAACAUUCUACUUCGCAGGAAAGGAAACGACUGCCGAUCUUGUGACUUGGGCACUUCUCCUUUUAGCAUUACAUCAAGAAUGGCAAGAUAAGGCACGGGAAGAAGUGUUCAGUGUCUAUGGAAGGAAGGAGCUUCCAGUUGCAGAGAAGUUAAAUGACCUCAAGAUUGUGAAUUUGAUACUCAAUGAAACGCUGCGGCUUUACCCUCCAGUUCUGAUGUUGAUGCGGCAAACAUCUAGGAAGGUUAGGUUGGGAGCAAUCGACAUUCCUGCUGAUACACAGCUUUAUUUGCCUUUGCCUGCUGUCCAGCAUGACACUGAAAUAUGGGGAGAAGAUGCUAAUGAGUUCAACCCCUUGAGAUUCAACAAGUCUCGAAAGCACUUGGCUUCAUUUUUCCCGUUUGCGCUAGGCCCUAGAAUUUGUGUUGGUCAAAGUUUGGCAAUUAUGGAGGCAAAAAUUGCCCUAACCAUGAUAAUAAGGCAGUACUCUUUGGCCGUGUCACCCACUUAUACUCACGCUCCAAACCUCUUUAUAAGCAUGCAGCCUCAAUACGGUGCGCAGAUCCUCUUUCGCAAGAUUUCAAAUUGAAAAUUCGCGAGGCACGAGGCUCAUUGUUGUUGGUGCAUAAGCAAUUUUAAUAUUUAGUACUGCUGCUUCUCUUCUUGUAAAUCUGGAACUGAAAAGAUUUAUCUAUGUUUGGUAUGUUUCCGCUGAUAGCACCACAGGACCAAAGGAUGGUUGCAGGUGGAAAAUGUUUUGUACGGUAUGCUUGUUUUAUUUGCCGGAAAUGAAAUUGCGUUUUAUCA